ACUCUGUCAAAACGAUCGGUUUGGUUUGUUGUCAAUGGAGUUGUUUGUUUAUUUUUGUAGCGUUGGAAAUUUAUUCUGCUUGUGGUGCCGUUCGUUGCGAAAUAAAAGCAUGGAUCUGGACGGUAACAACGAUUUUGAAGAAAUAAACGCCGAGUAUAUCGAGAGCGAAUACGAUACUGACAAAGAUGAAGAUAAAUCUCGCUGGGGAGCAAGUGAAACAAGCGGAGAUGAAAUAUUCGUCAGAGUUUUGAAACUUUAUGGAAAGGUUCUUUUGGAGAAAAGUCAAGUUCCUGAAGUGAAACGUAAAAAGAAAACUGCGCUAAAAGUGGUAGAAGAACAGCUUCUGAUUCAGUACGGGAUUUCGAUGUCUGGAAAACAGAUAAGCAAGAAAGUGCAAAAUUUGAAGGCGAGAAUCAAAGAAAAGACGGAUACCAAAGCGACUGGAAACAAAAAAAUCACAUUAAAAAGUCACGAAACAGAUUUUUUUAACAUUAUGGGUGGAAUAGAAAAUCCCAGCGUGUCCAAAAGAUGUUAUGGCGUUUCAUUUGGGUCGACAACUUCACUUGCUGGUCCGUCAAUUUCUGAAGAUUCUACAUUAUAUGAUGUCGAAAACAUGGAUGAAACGGAUCCAAUUCCAAGUACUGAGGAACAUUUGAACGAUACUCUGUCGACGAAGGUAAUACAUUUUUAAGAAUUACUAUUGUGUAUCAAAUGCACACGAGGGAACGUCCAUUAAUUACAUUCCUAUAAAUCACCCAUUGUAAUCCCUCCUUCCCCAAUUCGUCCUAUGAUACUUUUUGUAUGGGUCUUUGGGAGCAUUCAAAUAUCUCUAUUCAAUAGAGAGAGGAGCGGGAUGUUGAGGGAUACAC
Toxorhynchites rutilus septentrionalis is the source of this 869-nucleotide messenger RNA. RefSeq lists its product as uncharacterized. The transcript is spliced from 3 exons. Lineage: Eukaryota; Metazoa; Arthropoda; Insecta; Diptera; Culicidae. The record is from RefSeq and is a predicted model, not a curated record. The coding region runs from base 35 to 691 and encodes 218 amino acids.